Messenger RNA from Seminavis robusta, 5196 nucleotides. NCBI's taxonomy places the organism in Eukaryota, Bacillariophyta, Bacillariophyceae, Naviculales, Naviculaceae. The record is from the annotation of a GenBank genome assembly.
AUGACAGUGUCACAGCCGCACAAGCCUUGGCAUUCUCCAUCCAAGACAGGUUGGAUCCAAGAGCUAUUGACUAACAGUGAUAUGAUUGAGAAAGACGACAUUGGUCAAGUGCCAGAUGUGUUCUUGGUUGCCAUGGCGCAACUAGUCCGUGUGAUAACAACAACAACAACAACAACAUCGUCCAACAGCAGUAGCGGCCACAACCAGACGACGGUGGGUUUGUGCUGCAGUCAUUGUCACGAGGACUUUACCCAUCAACUACAGCAACGCCAACCACAAGCCAUUCAGCGUGGCAUGAUGGCAAUGGUCCAUCAUUUUACUGGACCAGUCUACUGUCACGCUUGUCCUUCCUGGAUCCGCGAAGCCUUGGAGACCUUGGAGGCACGAAACAAGAACAACAAUCAUAAUCGGCACUUGACGGAACGAUUCUGCAACCUCUUCUUUGGAAAAUUCAGAAAGAAACUACAGCAGAAAAGCACAGCAUUGCUACUCUCUUCUCGUCAUGAUGAUGUGGACAAGACUCUCAUUAAGAGUAGCCUCGGCAAGGGCGAGAGCAGGAACAAUAACCAGAACAAUGACAAUCAACAGCGGCAUGACAGUGUUGGGGUUAUCAGGACCAAUUCUGAGAAUGAUAAUCAUCGCAACAAUGGAGGCGACAUAAACAAGAUGACCAAGCCAACUGAGUCCAUCACAGCAGAGGCAGCACACGCCAAGAGUCCCGUCAUGUCGACCUGGCCAGCCGCAACAAACAUUUUCCCGCGGCAGACGGAGAAUGGCGGCACUUGUCGUCGGGCAUUAUUUAGCACUCCACAGAAGCGGAAACCCAACCUGAUUACUCCAGAGUUGCCCGCAAAGAAAGCAGCUGUGGAGGAGGUUAUUGUGAAUGAUAACGGAUCAAGCAAGGACGAUACACACGAGUUGUUUCCCGCCGUCCAACCCCCACCACUCUUGGGGCCUCACCAUCAAUCCCCUCUAGCAGUUACCAACCAGAUCAAGGGGGCGCACAGUAGUAGCACUUUGAAAAAGAAGAACAGAUCCCCGAGCUUUGCCGACUGGAAGAAAAGCCGAGCCAAGUACAGCCUGGAGGAGCGUUCCAAAAAGCGCAGCAUCGCUGUCGGGCCAACUGCUGCCAAGGCCAAGAGAAACCCUUGUAUUGUCGGUCAUGAUGUCGGGAUGGAAGAGGUUAAAGAGCAGAGUACCAAUGCUAUCGAGCACACUGUGGGCGGGUUUCGGAUCACGAUCGCAACGGCUAACCACCUAUCCAAAACAAAUGACAUUCAGGCGGACAAGGGAGCCAAGAGGGUGACAAUCGCUCCACUGGAGAGCGGUACCGCGACAACGCAUCCAACUGAGAGCUUUGAGGGCGGAAAGGACUUUUUCCCACCAGACAUGACCAUGGACAACAAGGAUAGCGACGUUGCCAACCAGUCAGUAACACGUGCUGACUCCCAUUCCAACUCCCAAGCAAACGCCAACGAAGACCAACGGGAGGACCGACACAUGAGCGAGCAAAGCAGUCCCAACAAACAAGAAGACCAAGAGCCAUCCGAGGACGGGACACUCUACAGCACCGGUUGUCUGGGGACAGCAGAAGAGACAAGGCGUGACCAUUCCGAAGCGCGGGCUGUGACGAGUCCGGCUCUGGACCACCAGCCCUGUAAUGCUUCCAACGGCAAAGAUAGCUUGAUGAAGGACGACACCAUGAACCAUCGAGUAAGUCAUCUGGAAGCCAUGGAUGCCAAUGCUGCGAAUGGCGGAGGGGAGCAUGAGGCUGCCCUCGCCAUACAUGGACGGAGGCUCCGCCAAGAUGCCGCGCUUGAGCAAAUCAGCAACCGAGUUGACAAGCCAGACGCGUCCUGGCUCGAUCACUACUGCGCCUUGCUGAUCUACCACAGGGAGUUUGAAACGUUCACAGUAAAAAGCGACCACAGUCAGCGUCUCAACCUGUGGGCUUGGGAGCAACGAGCCAACAAGUCAGAGCUAUCGGGCCUCUAUCGUGCCACGUUGCAGUCCAUCGGCUUCUUCAAAGGCUACGACACGGACGAAGCGGAAGCCCUCUCAGGUACAAUCUACAAGAUUCAGAAGAAGUUGGGAGAAAAGGCACCGACAUCUGAAGCGGUUGCGACGUUGGAGCCAGGGGAGAUCGCAGAGGAAAUACCAACUCAGUCGGAGCCCAUUGUGCUCCAUGAGACGAAGGAGAAGUCACCAGCAGAAGUCCAACAAGAACCGACCCCGAAGAAACUGAAAGUGGUAAAUCAGCCAGCAAAAAUAUCAAAAGGCAAUCGUUCAAAACCAGCCGCGCCAAAGAAGCCCCACGCAGUCGUUGCGAACCCAUCAGAACAAGUACCGAAGCAAAAACCUGCACCACUCGACGCUUCAGGGGACGUUCAAACACGAACAUGCCCGCAACAGGAAUCACAGCACAAGGUAGCACGGACUACCGGGACGAACAAGAUCGUGCAGUAUCGGCCUCAAUCCCAGCCAUUGAGGCAGCAACAGCCAGCAUUUCUUCAGGCGGCGGCACCAUAUUUGUGGGCGCCAAUGAUGCAGCCUCAAACAACGCCUUUUCAUCAAUUGAUGACGUCAACGGGAACAUCCACGAUGGACCUGCCCCUACCAAUGUCGCGGCCUCUGCCGGUACCACCACUACCACAAAUACCCAUGACGCAAGCUCCACCAGCAAGGAUGCACUUGCCAACACCAAUGAUGCAGCCUCAAGUAAAUGCUGCGCCUCAGCAACGUGACCGCAUGUUGGCAGCUGUGUUGCAACCACCUGCACCUCUACCGGUACUACGUCCCUCAAUGCCAAGACAGAAGACACAGGGACAACAAGACUUAGAAGAGCUGGAAGGGCGUCGAAAUCAGAAACACCAACAGAGACAGUCAACGUUAGAGGUUGGAACGCCGACGAUUGUGCAGAAAACAGCUCAGACCAGUGAUACGACGGCAGCCGAAAUCGAGCGCAAAUUCGGCAAGGCCGUAGCGCAAGCAAUCAGCCAAGGAACUCUUCUAUAUGACGAAGCAAAACGGCUUUUGUCGCUCGGUGUUCGGUGGACCGAACCCGAAACAAGCUGGAACGAUAACUAUUUGGAGGUGCUUAGCAUUCGAAGUGCUGUCGAGAACCAGCUGGCUAAAAAACAAGCCGUACAGCUUCCCGAGUCAGUGUUUGGUAAAGCCUGGAAUUGGAUGACUGUGAACGCUCACUUGGGCGAAAAGAACCUGCUCUCCCCUGAACGACGAGAAAAGAUCCGCAUAGCAUGGUCAAUGCUAUCGGAACUUCGCAACAAGGUCCAACACAAACGUCCUCUUCGUCCUUUGCUUCCAGUGCCGGCUCAAGUUGUCAAACCAACUACACGCGCCGCCUCGGCUACAACCUUAGAAACCCACGGUCAUACAAAACCGUUUGCAACGGGAAAGCGCCAGAACAGCGACGAGGGCAACGUGAUAAGACCCCCUGCUUUGAAUACGGGGAGAAACAGCACAGACCUACGAGACGAUGGAAUCUGUGCCCCAAAAUCCAAGCAGCGCCGAUUAGAACCAGGGAUAGCGUGUCUCACCCCCUAUCAAAUGGCCCUAGCCGUGGAGGGCAAGCUCCCUUAUGAUGUGGCUAAACACCUCAUCGAACAAGGUGGGCGGUGGAAGGAGACCGAUCAAGCCUGGCAACGCAACUUUGAUUCGUGUGUGAAGCUGUGCACCCUACUCGACGACGUUGCAAGAAACGGCGAACAAAUGGAAGAAAGGUUCCCCGCAUCGAUUUUCAACGAGUGGUUUAGUUGGAUGAAGGUACAGCAACUCCUGCAAACGGCAGAUCUCCUCUGCCCAAAGCGCUGUAAGAAGGUAGUCACUGUCUUCAACAAAAUCCGGUUUGCAUUACAACAAUUUCACUCCACCGCCGAACGGGCAACAACGAACGCAGCGACAACCAACCCGACUCUAGAGGCAGCACCUGUGGCAGAGUCAACCCCGCUCCCAGAGAAACCAACAGGGACCAUCUCACAACGUCAAGACAAGAAACCAGCACCCUUUGCAGAUUCUAGUCACGCCCUUGCCGCUCAUGCCGUCCGUCGUGCCUCCUCGACCGUCGCUUCUGCUUCUGUCAUGGAAACCGCUUCUCAAGUUGCCGCUGAAAAAGAUGACCAGCUUGACAAAGAAGAUCAGAUGGGAGACGAAGAGUACUUCAAGGCCUUUGCUCUCAAGGAAGGAAAGUCCGAAGACGAGAGCUUCCCCCACAAGCUCUACCGCAUGCUCUAUGAAGCUGAGCAGGAUGGUCAUGCCAGGAUUGUCUCCUUCCUACCUUCAGGAUGCAGCUUUACCAUCCACAAUCCCAAGGAAUUCGUCUGCUCCAUCAUGCCUCGGUACUUCACCACUCGUCGCGUCGACUCCUUUCUACGUCAGUUGCAUCUGUACGGCUUUCGCCGCAUUCCGAAAGGCAAGGAGAAGGGCGCCUACUUUCACAAGGACUUUGUCACGGGCAAACGCUAUCGCAUCCAAGGAAUCAAGCGAAAGUCCGUGUCCACAGCUUCUCCUGAUUCCGGUCAGAAGCCAAAGCAAUACAGCGUUAUGGAUCACACGGAACCAUCCAAUGCAAAGGAGAAGAAGUACAUUGACAAACACGGCGCAGCAAGCAUUUGCUGUCCUAGCCUUCCGGGUCGAAAGCAAGACAGUGUUGCGGACGCGGUCUAUGCAACGGAGAGCAAUGAUAUCAGCACAGUUGAAACUGGUCCCAAGGCCGCCCCGCCCGAACCAGUGAAGAAAAAAAUUGCUGGCAGCAAGCGGAAGCGAAUCAUUGAUAAUCAACAAGAUCGACGUGCAUCCAAGGACGAGCCACGAGAAAAGGCGCCCUGCACCAGCGGACAACCACAGGUGGAUGCACCCAAAACCAAACGCCAAGAGAAGAGCAGCAACUCGGACGAAGCCGCAGCAAGUGCCAAAGAGGAUGAUUCUUCCACCAAGGAAACCAAGAGAACCCUCGAAAGCUGGAGAGACCAUGUCCUCGUUCUCGUUGAUCGCAUCGACUUUUCCGAUGAUGAGGACGAGCAAAAGGACACUGAAGAACUGGGCACAGCAGCUGAACCUGAGGAAGAUGACGAGGAAUGGCAACGUAGAGCCGAUGCCGACAUUGCAGACUUUCGUUGGAUGAGACGACGGGAACUUCUUUACCGCCAGAAAGGCCUUUAUCCCAGCUUGUUUGGUUAG